GGCGCUCGGCCAGCAUGGGCUCCGGCUCCUCCAGCUACCGGCCCAAGGCCAUCUACCUGGACAUCGAUGGACGCAUCCAAAAGGUGGUUUUCAGCAGGUACUGCAACUCCAGCGACAUCAUGGACCUGUUCUGCAUCGCCACCGGCCUGCCCCGGAACACCACCAUCUCCCUCCUGACCACGGACGACGCCAUGGUCUCCAUUGACCCCACCAUGCCUGCCAACUCUGAGCGCACCCCGUACAAGGUGAGGCCCGUGACCAUCAAGCAAGCUUCCGAGAGAGAAGAGCUCGUACAGACCCUGCUGGCCCAGGUGGCGGAGCAGUUCUCCAGAGCAUUCAAGAUCAACGAGCUGAAGGCCGAGGUCGCGGACCACCUGGCAGCCCUAGAGAAGCGUGUGGAAUUGGAAGGACUCAAAGUGGUGGAGAUUGAGAAAUGCAAGAGUGACAUUAAGAAGAUGCGUGAGGAGCUGGCGGCCAGGAGCAACAGGACCAGCUGUCCCUGCAAGUACAGCUUUUUGGAUAACAACAAGAAGCUGACCCCUCGCCGUGAUGUCCCCACGUAUCCCAAGUACCUGCUGUCCCCGGAGACUGUGGACGCCCUGCGUAGGCCCACCUUCGACGUCUGGCUCUGGGAGCCCAGCGAGAUGCUGAGCUGCCUGGAGCACAUGUUCCAUGACCUGGGCCUCGUCAGGGACUUCAGCAUCAACCCCAUCACGCUGCGCAGGUGGCUGCUCUGUGUGCAUGACAACUACAGGAACAACCCCUUCCACAACUUCCGGCACUGCUUCUGCGUGGCACAGAUGAUGUACAGCAUGGUCUGGCUCUGCCGGCUCCAGGAGAAGUUCCCGCCGCUGGAUAUCCUGACCCUGCUGACAGCGGCCAUCUGCCACGACCUGGACCACCCGGGCUACAACAACACGUACCAGAUCAACGCCCGCACGGAGCUGGCCGUCCGCUACAACGACAUCUCGCCACUCGAGAACCACCACUGCGCCGUGGCCUUCCGGAUCCUCGCUCGGCCCGAGUGCAACAUCUUCUGCAACCUGCCGCCCGACGGCUACAAGCAGCUCAGACAGGGCAUGAUCACCUUGAUCUUGGCCACGGACAUGGCGCGGCACGCCGAGAUUGUGGAUGCCUUCAGAGAGAAGCUGGAGGACUUCGACUACAGGAACGAGGAGCACACGACGCUGCUGAAGAUGAUCCUGAUAAAGUGCUGUGACGUCUCGAACGAGGUGCGACCCAUGGAAGCCGCCGAGCCGUGGGUGGACUGCCUGUUGGAGGAGUACUUCAUGCAGAGCGACCGCGAGAAGUCGGAGGGGCUCCCUGUAGCCCCGUUCAUGGACCGAGAGAAAGUGACCAAAGCCACAGCCCAGAUUGGGUUCAUCAAGUUUGUCCUGAUCCCCAUGUUCGAAAUGGUGACCAAGCUCUUCCCCGUGGUGGAGGAGCUCAUGCUGCAGCCGCUGCGGGAGUCCAGGGAUCGCUACGAGGAGCUGAAGCGGAGAGACGACGCCACGGGCGAGGGACCGGAGAGGACGGAGAGUUUGACAUCUGGGAGCACAGAACGAUCCACACAGAAGAGCAGGGAGGUGCACAAAAGCGAAGACCGAGCCUGAGGACAGCGGGAUCCGGAGGCCCAGGAGCUCGGGGAGCCCCCGGGCCGGGCGGGGGGCGGAGCUCUGGGUG
Messenger RNA from Lepus europaeus (European hare), 1683 nucleotides. RefSeq names its product phosphodiesterase 9A (gene PDE9A). The record is from RefSeq and is a predicted model, not a curated record. Gene Ontology annotation, biological process: cGMP catabolic process. The transcript has 19 exons. Bases 15 to 1613 code for a protein of 532 amino acids. Gene Ontology annotation, molecular function: 3',5'-cyclic-GMP phosphodiesterase activity. NCBI's taxonomy places the organism in Eukaryota, Metazoa, Chordata, Mammalia, Lagomorpha, Leporidae.